UAUGUGAGGGAAAAGAAAAGAAGAGAUCACAAUUCACAUUGGCAUCAGCCCCUGAAACCGAAACCGAAACCCUAAAAUUUGGCUUGCGCCAUAUAGAGUGGUGUGAGAAUGGGAGAGAUAUACAUCCAUCGGAGAUUUAUACCACCGAUUGACGACCCCAUAUUUUCGACUUCGAGGAGUGCAGCACUAUUUGGGACGCCUUACAAGAAGUUACCAUUCCCGAUGCCCAUGAAGAUCCCCCUCUCGAUUUGCUGCGACACCUGCUCCUAUUACAUCCGCCGCGGCAAAACCAUUCUCUCUCGCAAGGAGCAGGUCAUCGGCGAGGAUUGCAUGGGAAGUCCGAUCUACCGCUUCCGCUUCAACUGUACAAAGUGUUCUGCUCCCCUCAGCAUCAAGGCAGACCAUGUAAAUCUUGACCGCGUUGUUGAGUCUGGCGCUACCAGAAUGACUGAAGAAGAAGAGCGUCAGGUUGCAGUCAAGAAGAGACGACGGGUUCGGGUUAGGAAAGCUGCUGAAGAAGAAGUAGUGGGGGAUGGGGAUGCGGAUGCAAUGAAAUCUUCAGAGAACAAAAGAGAGAUUGCUGCGCUGGAUGAUGAGGAGGUUGCAGUGAAGAAAGGACGGAUUGGGGAAGCAGCUGAAGAGGUGGGGCUUGCACUGAAUUCUUUAGAGAACAGAACAUUUGAUUCUAAAAGAGAGAUUGCUGCGCUGGAUGGGAUGAAAUCCAUGGAGGGUUUUGGUUGCUCCGAGGUUUUUCUCUCUGAUAAUGCUUGAUCCCCGACCAGGACAGGCAGAAUCAAAGACUGAUAACAAAAAAAUCAGAGCAGCUCCCUCUGAAGUUUCAUCCGUCCUUGCUGUGGGGUUGCAGUAGCAAAGAUGGUUGGAGAACUUUUUCAACAAAGAUGGUGGUCACUAGACAUUAAUGUUUAUGUAAAUCUUGCACGAUGUUAGUGGUGGUAUAAUGGAUAUGUAUUAUGGAACAAUGAAGUGUCUUUGAUGGUUUUGUAUUAAAUCUUUGGAGGGGUAUAGUAUUAUGUUAGGUAUCAUGAAUGGUUGUGUAUAUAAACUAUGGUUAUGUGUAAGUGUUAGGACAAAAUAGGCUUCUGCCCUUUUCGGGCAAAUUAAUUAGCUUUUUGUCCUUCUUCCCAAACUAAA
This is a messenger RNA of Quercus robur (English oak), 1152 nucleotides long. RefSeq lists its product as uncharacterized. Gene Ontology annotation, cellular component: U2-type catalytic step 1 spliceosome. The record is from RefSeq and is a predicted model, not a curated record. The transcript has 4 exons. Lineage: Eukaryota; Viridiplantae; Streptophyta; Magnoliopsida; Fagales; Fagaceae. Gene Ontology annotation, biological process: mRNA splicing, via spliceosome. Bases 109 to 771 code for a protein of 220 amino acids.